Messenger RNA from Didymosphaeria variabile, 1302 nucleotides. RefSeq names its product Serine/threonine-protein kinase rio2 (gene rio2). Gene Ontology annotation, biological process: maturation of SSU-rRNA; protein phosphorylation. Gene Ontology annotation, molecular function: ATP binding; protein serine/threonine kinase activity. Bases 1 to 1302 code for a protein of 433 amino acids. The transcript has 2 exons. Lineage: Eukaryota; Fungi; Ascomycota; Dothideomycetes; Pleosporales; Didymosphaeriaceae. Gene Ontology annotation, cellular component: cytosol; nucleus; preribosome, small subunit precursor. The record is from RefSeq and is a predicted model, not a curated record.
AUGAAGUUGAACGUCAAAAACAUUCGCUAUGUUACGCCCGAGGACUGGCGCGUUUUGACUGCGACAGAACAGGGCAGCCGUAACCACGAAGUCGUCCCUACGCCGUUGAUUUCCCAGCUCGCCUCUCUGCGCUCGGGCAAUGGCGUACAUAAUUGCAUCUCAAACCUCGCAAAGAUCGGUCUCAUUGCCAAAGUGAAGAACGCAAAGUACGAUGGGUACCGCCUCACAUACGGCGGACUGGACUACCUAGCCCUUCACGCGCACACCAAGGCCUCGACGAUUUACUCGGUUGGGAACCAAAUUGGUGUGGGCAAAGAGUCGGAUAUUUUCGUCUGCGCCGACGAGACAGGUAAGCAGCAGGUUCUGAAGAUACAUCGUCUGGGUCGCAUAUCGUUCCGCACCGUGAAGGCAAACCGCGAUUACCUACGCAACCGUUCUUCGGCAUCAUGGAUGUACAUGUCACGACUAGCCGCCAUGAAGGAAUUCGAGUUCAUGAAGGCACUCCGUCGGCAAGGGUUCCCUGUACCAGAACCUCUCGGCCAGAACAGGCACACGGUAGUCAUGAGUCUCGUCGAUGCGUUCCCCAUGCGGCAGAUCGCCACCGUUGGCGACCCAGCCGCAUUGUAUGCCGAGCUGCUCUCUCUCAUUGUCCGAUUAGCCCAGAUCGGCCUGAUUCACGGCGACUUCAACGAAUUCAAUAUUCUGAUUGAGGAGAAGCCACAGGAGGAUGGCCAAGUGUCGCUGAUUCCUACCAUCAUCGAUUUCCCGCAAAUGGUGUCCAUAUCUCAUCCCAACGCCGAGUAUUAUUUCGACCGCGAUGUAGCCUGCAUCAAGCGCUUCUUCGAUCGUCGGUAUGGUUUUACAAGCGACGAGCCUGGUCCCUUCUUCCAGGACUCCACCAAGACCAUCCUGAAGAGGCUCGACGUAGAGGUAGAGGCGAGCGGCUUCAGCAGGAAGAUGGCGAAGGAGCUGGCCGCAUACAUGAAGGAGCACGGGAUCGACGGCGACGCGGGUGAGGCUGAGAGGGACGACGAAGAAGAAGAUAAAGGCCCAGUGAGCGAACAAGACGAGCCGUUGGACCUUGAAGCGGAGUCAGAGGCACCGCUUGAACAGAUGCCAGCGGAGGACGUUACGGUUGACUCAUCAGUCACGCCGGCGACACUCGCCACACAAAUGACCAUCCUCGACAUCCGGGACAAUGAUCCGCUGCCCGAUCUCAGCGAGAUUCAAGCCAUGAAGGCUAAGCAAGCACCAGCCAUAUCUACAAAAGCCGCCAAGGCCAAGGCCGGAUGGGCACUCUAA